This is a messenger RNA of Cyphellophora europaea CBS 101466, 1290 nucleotides long. RefSeq lists its product as uncharacterized. Bases 1 to 1290 code for a protein of 429 amino acids. Lineage: Eukaryota; Fungi; Ascomycota; Eurotiomycetes; Chaetothyriales; Cyphellophoraceae. The record is from RefSeq and is a predicted model, not a curated record. The transcript has a single exon.
AUGAACGGCCCCUCCGAUGGCCCGCUCGAGACAACCAUACCGUUCCCCUCAAUCGAGAAUGAUGUCGAGACCCCUGAACCAGCAGUCGAUUCCAAGGAGAACGUGAAAGGCAAAGAAAAAGAUGGCACACCUAAGAAGAAGCCACCUGCGCAUCGCCGCUCCAUCAGUGGGAACCUGCUGAAGCUCCUACGCUCUGGCAGUGCUGAGCGCGUUGAGCAGGAUGGCAGCGCAUCAGAACCGUCCGUCUCCCGCUCCGCCAUGGGUGCAGCGAUGAGUGACACGCAACGCCGCCGUCGCAAAGGGUCCCUUCGCAAGACCGUUCUUGGGAAAGGCCGUGAGAAAGACAGAGACCGCAAGGGAAAAUCACCGCUUGCUAGUCCUUCCGUUGCCGUACCGGCUGCGACAUCGUACCUGGAUAUCGACCCCUCUGACAGCACCGCGCUGUCCACGCCGCGGCCUUCCGUCGAAUUCUCCCCCGAUGAUGCGCCCACCUCCCCGGAAGUCGUGCCAGCCUCUUCCGGCAAUCCACCCCGCUGGCCCUUUCGCACCCUCUCACGCGUCUCGAUCCCCUCCAUCCGCAGCAGCGUCGCAAGCGUCGAGCCCGCCUCGUCCACGACCAGCGCACGCAAUAGCACCGCUCGGCUCAACGACGUCAGCACCUUUUCCACUGAAGAUGAUGAAGACGACGACGAGGUCGCCAUGCCGCCCUCACGGCGGCCUCUACAGCAGCAGCCACUACUACGCAAAAUCCCAACCACCAGCAGCCUCGGCGGCGCCAGCGAAAGCAGCAGCACCAGCUACAGCUACUUUCCGACCGUGAGCGUCAGCGUCUCCACCGCCCCUAGCAUCAUCGGUGAUUCACUGCGCCGCAGCAGCCUGGGCUACUUCGGUUCCUCGGCCGCCGCCGCCGCUGCUACGCACGCGCGUUCGCCCUUGGCAUCCUUGCCGCAGAGUGUGGCGGGAACGCCUCCCUCGGACGCCGAGGACGAGGGUGAGGACCAGCAUGACUACGCGGAAACGGCGUUUUGGGGUUACGUCAUCCUGGUGGUGAGCUGGGUGGUGUUCGUGGUCGGCAUGGGCAGCUGCUUCGACCUAUGGUCCUGGGCGUGGGACGUAGGCGAGACGCCGUACGCGCCGCCCGAGCUGGAGGAUGACCCAAGCCUACCGAUCACAGGCUACUACCCGGCGCUGAUGGUGUUGACGGCCAUCAUGGCGUGGGUGUGGGUGGUGGUAGCGUGGGUGGGCAUGAAGUAUUUCCGACACGCGGACUUCAAGGGCGAGGAGCUGUAG